Prorocentrum cordatum is the source of this 1815-nucleotide messenger RNA. NCBI's taxonomy places the organism in Eukaryota, Dinophyceae, Prorocentrales, Prorocentraceae. The record is from the annotation of a GenBank genome assembly.
GUGGGCAUCUUCUCGAAUGAUGAUGGGGGGGGUGCGCGCGCGCGCCGCCUCCCCUCGACCGCCCGCUUCCGUCAGGCAGACCACUCGCGGCAUCGCCCCAUGGCGCCCCAGUGGACUCAGACGCGGGCGGCCCAUAGCGGCCCAAGCGUCAGCGCAUACAACCCGAUCCCCGCCAAUGCAGAGCGGAGCCGUGAUAAUGCAGGGCAGUCCGAGAAAAUGGGAGUGAAGGGGCUGAUCGGCACGCAGCAGAAGUCGUCGAAUGGAGAGAUAAUGCAUAUGCAGAGGCACUGGAGUGCGGACUGGGGGUGGAAGUGGGGAGACAUGAAGAAGAAGUCGUGCGGGUUGACCGGGUGGGUUCGGAAGCGCCUGUUCGGCAAGAAAGACCGCGAAGGUUUCUUCUAUGUCCCGAAGAAGCUCCAGGGCCGGGUGCGGCGGGUUUCGAUGAGAAUGGCGCCGAUGUUGCUCUACCUCCUGCUCGACUAUAUCGUGAUCCUAGAGAAGUGGGAGCCAGAUGUGAAGUGGUGUGGAGUACAGCAGAGUGCAUGGAGGAACCAGGCGCACUCGCAGAAGAAGGUGGGAUGCGGGAUCCUGAUGGAGCACGUAGCGAAGCUGAACGAGGUGAGUGUGAGACCGAGUACACUGAACAGGGAGGCGACGGUGCUCCAGCGGGGGUGGCGGUGCAGUGAGUUCGUGACACAGCUCGAAAAGGAGAUGCAACGGGCGGACGAGCAGGUGAUGAAGGUGAGUGGCAGCAAGAAGAUGGACGGGGACAACCAGGGAGGAGCUGAGAAGCUGAUCGGGACGUUAUGUGCGACGUCCCCAUUGCACACGGAGGACCACAGGAUCAAAAGCGAGAAGGCCACGAAGUUGACGAAGGAGCGGCGGGCGGUGCGAGAGAAGUUCAGAGAGCUGCAGUUCGGCGGGGGCUGCGGCGUGAUGGAGGAGGCGGAGGGCGGCACUGACCUGUACACGAGGGAGCUGGAGCUGGAGAAGGUGAGCAAGUGGCACAGUAUCUUGACAACUUCGAGAUUGAGCGCGAGAUCGUGGACCUUCGCAGCGAGGAAGUGGCUCGUCGCAGAAGACUCGGGCGAUACUCAGACGCCGCCGCAGCACAUGCAGAAGAAGGACAUGGAGGAGGGCGUGGCUCUGAAGCGGCUGGUACACCAACUGAAGAAGUAUCGAGGAGUGUGCCAAAGGCCGAUGGCGAUGAGGCACGCCGAGGAAGUGGAGGGCUGGGCAGAGGAGUUCACACGCUCCCCGACGUACGAAGUUGGCACCGUAUGGAUCACGGUUGAAAUGAUCGGCAACGUUCUGGUGGCCCACAAGGAGGAGGCGGAAAAGCAGCUGGACAAGCAGCAGGCAGAGGCGGAGGCGAGCGGUGACCGACGAAGUGAGUUGCUGGCAGCAGUCCAUCGAGACGCCCAGCGAGAAGAUGAAGGCCGUGAGCGUGAAGCUGGUGAUGUACCAGAUCAGGCGCGGUGGGGGCGCCGCGGCGGAGGUGGGACGCGCGCUUCGGGGCGCCCUCGCGCGCCGCAUGAAGUAGUGAGUGGGGGGAGCCGAGGUAGGUGGGCUAAUGAAUGACGGGGCUUGGGGUAAACGGCCCUGGCCCGUUCGGGCACGCGGCGGUUUUUUCGUCUUCUUCCGCUCGUUCCUUGUCGGUCGCUUCGCCCCCUCUCCCUCGCCGCGUGCGUCCGUCGCCGUCGCCUCCCGCGUUCGUUCGCGGUCCGACGGUGCCGUGUCUUGCGUUUUUAUGGUGCCGAUUGUAGGCUUGCCCCGAGCUAAGAGGGUCUAAGGAUUUGGCCGCUCGAAGGGGGG